Messenger RNA from Stylophora pistillata, 2301 nucleotides. RefSeq names its product zinc finger CCHC domain-containing protein 8. The record is from RefSeq and is a predicted model, not a curated record. Gene Ontology annotation, molecular function: RNA binding; zinc ion binding. Gene Ontology annotation, biological process: RNA processing. Gene Ontology annotation, cellular component: catalytic step 2 spliceosome. Lineage: Eukaryota; Metazoa; Cnidaria; Anthozoa; Scleractinia; Pocilloporidae.
AUGGCGGCGGAAGAUGCGUGCUUCGACGAAGAGCUUCUUUUUACCGAAUUUGAGGCAGAAAAGGAAACAAAAAGACCAUCAGAAGAGAGGAAUGAUUGCCCUGGUAAAACGCCUUGGAACACGUUACUACAAGAAAACAUACGGUUGAAGAAUGCUUUGAAAUCUUUGAUCGGUGUGUGGAAGUUGAACUGUGCCACUACAGCUGAACACCAAGAUAGGUAUUCUCCUUUAUUUCAAGGGAUUUUUUUCGAUAACAAGUCUUCGAUUAGAUCCAGAGAAAAGGUCGAAGAAUUCAUUCAAACUAUACUACGACGAACCGACGAUUUUAAUGAGGGAGAGUCGUUUGGAAGCCAAAAUUUUCCAGCUUCCGUCUUUGAUACAAAUUAUGAAGUGGGCAAGUUAGCUGAGGACAAGGGUUAUAGCCAACCUUUUUCCAUCAUUAGUUCUUUGCAGUACUACGAUGAAUAUUGUAUAGACUGCAGUGGGCUGCCGUUAGUUGAUCUAAAUCCUCAGAUCAGUGAUGGUUGGACAAUUCCUCAAUACGAACAAGUUUAUUUUCGAGUUUUGGCUCCAGAUGAAACACCAAAAUUGAAGCUGAAAAGUCGGAGUUGUUGUUUCAAUUGUGGAAAUCCUGGACAUUCUCUCCAAGACUGCCCUGAGACACAUGAUUUGCAAAGAAUCAAUGCAAACAGGCGAGAAUUCCACAAUAAGUUUGCUUCACCAGUGAACUUAAGAACUAGAUACCAUCUUGAUGAUUCAGCAAUGAAACGCUUUGGAAGGUUCAAACCAGGGUUGAUUACUGAUGAGCUAAGGGAAGCACUCGGAAUCACAGAGCAAGAUUUGCCACCAUACAUUUACCGAAUGAGACAUUUGGGUUAUCCACCAGGGUAUUUACCAAAGACUGUGAAACCAAGUUUGCUUAUUUAUGAUGGAGAUGGCAGCAUAAAUGAUUACAUUGAGGAGGAAGAUGAACACGAGAAUGAAGAACACUUUAGAAGUUCUUUCAUUGAAUACCCAGGAUUCAAUAUUCCCUUACCAGAAGGUGUUAGAGACAGUUGUGCUGAGGUGGGAGCUCCUCCAAUGCUGCCUCAUCAGCAGAUUGACAAUUUAGUGGCCAAGUAUGUGCACAUGAGAGGAAUGUCAUCAAACUCUGCUGCUUUAGGCAGUGACAGGAAACGAAAAAGAGUGGAACUGGAUCGGGAAGAGCAGGACAUGGAUGUUGAGGAAGAUGGUGAAACAAAUGCUUCCUUAGUGCUGGGCUCAACAGUCCUUCCACAUAAUCCUGCUGCCACCAAAAGAACAAAGUAUGAUGACAUGCAAGAAGAUGUUGUUGUUGACAGCAGUGGUGGCUACUCUCCCUCUCACCCUGGUGUUCAGUAUGGAACACAAGAACAGGAACUUCUUCAGCAAUACAGGAAACACUCUGCAAGCAAACCCACUCCUUCCACCUCAAAGGAACUACACCCAGAAGCAAGUAGUGCCACUAAUAAAGCCAAACCUCAGAAAAUAAGAAGGAAGGUCCGGAGGAGUGUGGAAGAAGGAGAGGUUGUCUCUGAUGAGGAGGGGGAGCUUGAAGACGUGGACGAGAGUGAGAUGGAGGAGACAGAAGAGGAAGUUGCAGAUGAUUACCCCUAGGUGACACCUGGCUGGUGGCUAAGAGAACCUUUAGAUUCUGUGUUGGCAACAACACAGCCCAAGCUGUCUCCUCCCCCUAAACCAUCUGUGCAGCUGCCUUUGGAUGCACUUUCAAGAUUUUACACCAACAGCACUGUGUUGCAGAAAAUGAGUUUUGAGGACAGAGUAAUGUGGCUGGAUCCAAUAUAUGGCAACCUUCAACCAGUAUCAGGGCGAUAUGACAGACUCAGGAAACUUCUUGGAAAGACAAAUACUGCAAAAUAAAUCUGUGAACAGACUUCAUGCCAGGUAUGGGAAGUAAGAGGCACUUUUUACUCACCAACGUUUUAUAGACAGUCGUUAUUAUCUGGUGAUUAAAAAUUGACUUUCCUCUUGUUUGAGGAAUUUUAAAUUCUUAGCUCAAUUUUAGUUCUAGGACUUUUUAUAUCCAGUGGAAUUGAAAUGUCAAAAUAUUGUGGCACUUUAAUGGUUUUCAUUACCCAACCAGUUUUGAGAGCAUGGGCUAUUUUACUAAUCUUGUAGUCAGCAGGCUGUCAUGUAUACGUCACGUCAAACUCCUUAGAACAGAAAGUCGUCCCUUGAAGUUUUUAAAUUUUACUCAGUGAAAGAGGAAUUUGUAUAACCAAACAAGUUGGGCUCUUAGAUUAAACGGACAACAAUCUCAUA